This is a messenger RNA of Penicillium pulvis, 654 nucleotides long. RefSeq lists its product as uncharacterized. The coding region runs from base 1 to 654 and encodes 217 amino acids. The record is from RefSeq and is a predicted model, not a curated record. The transcript has 2 exons. Lineage: Eukaryota; Fungi; Ascomycota; Eurotiomycetes; Eurotiales; Aspergillaceae.
AUGUCCGGCGAGAAGGAGUAUCUCAACGCGGAAGAGUUCGAAGAUGCACUUAAAGCGCUGGAUACCGAAAUGAGCCAUGAUGAAUGGCUCGUAGCGUUCGGUCCUAUCCGACUCAUCGCCGCCGGCGGAUUCCUAGCAGUCACAUUUCUCCAGAACCGCGACAGCACAGCAGACGUGGACUUCCUGAUCGACCCAGAGUUCGAGCGCGAGAAAGAGAUCCGACAAGGACUCGAUAAUGCUAUCGUCUCGGUCGCUCUCCAGCAGAGCUAUAACCGAAAAUGGAUGAACAAUGACAUGGCUAUUUUCGUGAGCCGGCCAUCCCGACAGAGUCUUUUCAAGAAAGCCCUCGAACAGAACAUCACGCUUUUCCAAGGAGAAAACUUGGAGAUCCUAGCUGCUCCGAUAGAGUGGGCUCUUGAACGCAAGCUACGGAGAAUCUAUAACGGCGGUCGGGGUCGAAAGGCCGAAAUGGAUAUGGCGGAUGCGUUGGCCUUUUUAAAAUACUUGAGAACGAGGGAUAAUGGCCCUUUGGUGAAGGAGUCCGUUCGGACGAUGAAUUGGAACGGGUUCGAUGUCCUGCCUGAUAGCAGAACGAUGCAGUUAGUAGCUUUCGAAUACCGGAAGAAGUACAGCGAGCAGAUCUUUCGUUCUUAA